AGGCAACGAGAGCGGGAUUCUCGAAGGGACCAAAAGUCGGCAGACAUGAGGGAUGUGAAGCUCUAACUCCAUAAAUAACCUUAAUCUCACGUAAAUGGAAAAAAAUUAGAACCCAGAAAAGGAAAAAACGAAGUCCAAAAUGUUAGGGCUGAAACUGAGCCUGGCGGCCUCAAUCUACGUGAAGCCAAGCAAAUUGGUCCGAACCAUAACCACCACCACCGCCACCACCCGGGCUCCACCCUCACUCCAACUAACGCGGCGCAUGAUAGCCCCUUUCUCACCCUCGGCCCAAUUUAGCAUUCCCAAUAAAAACCUACUUCCUUUUAGUAGGUUCGCCUUUCCCAACUGUUUCUCCUCCUCAGCAAACAAUAAAGGAGCCUUUAACGAGUCGGGUUCCGGGUCUAACGGCAUUAUUGUGGAUAUGGAUUCGGAUUCCAAAACGUCGCCGUUGGUGCAACAACAAGAAGAACACCACCCUAAAUUGUCUUCUCCUAAUAAUUCUUCUUCCCAAAUUUUAACUUUGCCCACUGUUUUAACCCUGGGCCGUGUCGCCGCCGUGCCGUUGCUGGUUUUCACCUUUUAUGUCGAUAGUUGGUGGGGAAGGACUGCUACAACUAGCAUAUUUAUUGCUGCUGCUAUAACCGAUUGGCUUGACGGGUACAUUGCUCGGAAGAUGAGGUUACGUUCUGUCUUUGGUGCAUUUUUGGAUCCAGUCGCUGACAAGCUUAUGGUUGCUGCUACAUUGGUCUUAUUAUGUUCAAGACCUUUGAAUGUUGCUAUGUUUGGGCAAGUGCCAUGGCUACUCAUUGUACCAUCAAUUGCCAUUAUCGGAAGGGAGAUAACUAUGUCCGCCGUUAGGGAAUGGGCUGCUUCUCAAAAUAGUAAGCUUUUAGAGGCUGUUGCGGUAAAUAAUCUGGGGAAGUGGAAAACUGCCACACAGAUGGCUGCACUAACCAUCCUUCUGGCUACACGAGAUACCAGUCUCGGAGAACCUGGGGUUUUAGUAGCUUCAGGCGUUAUCUUGCUUUAUAUUUCAGCGGGGCUUUCCAUAAUGUCAUUAGCUGUGUAUAUGAGGAAGAUAUGGAAAGUAUUACUAAAGUAGUUAUCUCUACCGGUUGGGUUGCAUUUGCUUGCGAAUUUUUGGUGCUGACUGUUUGUGGCUGAUCUCUCAUGUUACUUCAUGUCCUUUCUGACAAACAUCUGCACACGCGUGAAGCUGGAUUCUAUAUUUCACUGGAUUGAGGAGAAAGUCCUUUCUUUCGAAGUUCACAACUAUCAAAGUUUUUUCUAAUUAACUGUUUUGGUGAGGGUAGUAUUAAUAUAUUUGUGGGCUGUUCCUAUUUCAUAAGUUUCAGAAUAUUUUUGGGUUGAUAUAUUUGUGAUGAGGGUUUAGAAGUUGGAAUGAGGCAUCUUCUAUUUUUGUGGAGGAUGCCGGGUCCUUAAAGUAAAUUGAGUCCCAAUAGAAGCACAAUUUAUGCUGUAAUUUGCUACUGCAACUAGAGAUGAAGAAACUCUUACCGUGCCAUUGUAGUGUAAAUGACUAUUACUAGUCAAGUAGCUGCUUACAGGUUAUACACAAGAAUAUUUGAGGCAGAUCAUAUUAUGUAUAGCAAAAUUUCAUACCCUGUUUUAUAUUAUGAUGAU
This is a messenger RNA of Durio zibethinus, 1644 nucleotides long. RefSeq names its product CDP-diacylglycerol--glycerol-3-phosphate 3-phosphatidyltransferase 2-like. Gene Ontology annotation, biological process: glycerophospholipid biosynthetic process. Gene Ontology annotation, molecular function: CDP-diacylglycerol-glycerol-3-phosphate 3-phosphatidyltransferase activity. The record is from RefSeq and is a predicted model, not a curated record. Gene Ontology annotation, cellular component: chloroplast envelope; membrane. NCBI's taxonomy places the organism in Eukaryota, Viridiplantae, Streptophyta, Magnoliopsida, Malvales, Malvaceae.